AUGAAAGAUCUUGGAAAUCUUAGUUACUUUUUGGGACUUGAGAUCACUUCUAACUCUGAGGGAUAUUAUCUUUUGCAAGCAAAGUAUGCUUCUGAUCUUCUUACUCGAGCGGGACUCACAGAUAGUAAAACAUGUACCACUCCUCUAGAGCUCAACUCUAAACUCACUCCCAUGGAUGGUACACCUUUCGAUGACCCCACCUUGUUUCGCCAGUUGGUUGGUAGUCUUGUUUAUCUUACAGUUACUCGCCCUGACAUCUCUUAUGCUGUCCAUAUUGUCAAUCAAUUUCUCUCUACUCCUCACACAUCCCAUUAUGCUACAGUGCUUCCCAUUCUCAGGUACAUCAAAGGGACCCUAUUUCAUGGUCUCCACUUCUCAUCUCACUCUUCACUUGAGUUUCGUGCCUACUCAGAUGCAGAUUGGGUAGGUUACCCCAUUGAUCGUAGAUCUACCACUGGGUAUUGCUUCUUCCUUG
Molecule: messenger RNA, 475 nt
Organism: Olea europaea var. sylvestris
Lineage: Eukaryota; Viridiplantae; Streptophyta; Magnoliopsida; Lamiales; Oleaceae
Exons: 1
Source: RefSeq, a predicted model, not a curated record